ACAUGAGCGUCAAGGUCUUCGACAAGACGCGGUGCCGCCGGGACUACCAGGGCGACAGCACCGACGAGGAGGACGACUGAGUGUUCUUUCUUCGCAGCGAACACGUGCACGGAGGUUUCUGGAUGUUCGCCUCAUCGGUAGAACCAACAAGGGCACCAUCCUCCCGCUGCUUCGAUGCACGGCCUAGUUAGGUUUAGUUUUUUUGCAAUAUUUUAUAUUUGUGUCCACCAUGGUUCAAACUAUGUAUUAGUUUGUGGAAAACCAUGUUCCAAACUAUGUCUUCGUGUAAACCAUGUUCCCAAUUAUGUAUUAGUUUGUGGAAAUUGAAAUAAAAAUGCUAAGAAAAAUUAUUUUAAAUGUUUGGGGGCGGCGUUUGGGGGACGCGGCUGGGGAGCGACGUCCCCCAAACGCGGCACGAACGAAACACGUCCCCCAAACGCUCAAUCCGGCGCGGUUUGGGGGACGGUUUGGGGGACGCGGCUGGAGAUGCUCUAAGGAAAUUGUUCCUUCAUUCUUUCAAGUUUGAGGGACGCUCUCUAGAUCUUUCGAGCUGUGAUGCACUGGAGGUGGUAAUGCUGGACGCUUGUGAUAUCAAUCUUGAGAACAUAUUCCCCAAAUCGUUACAAUAUUUGAGCAUCAGUUGUAGUUCAUUCUUCUUGGCUCCGGACACCCGCACUUCUAUUUCUGCCCCAAGUCUUGUUACCUUGGACUUAACCUGCUUUUGCGGUUGGACUCCUUUGUUUGGGAGCAUGCCAUUAUUGGAAACGGCAUAUAUCAGUUCAGAAGAUCCAUAUCACGAUUUUUGUUACAAUGGUGAUUACUACGGGGAUUGUGGUGAUCACACAUGUAAAGGAUGCUAUAGUAAAUAUCAUGACAGUAGCCAAUGUAUGAUUCUUGACCGUUUGUCAGGCGUAACGAAUUUAACGUUGAUGAGUGAACCUACAACGUUUAUUUUCAGAAAGGAUUUCAAAUGGUGUCCUAUGUUUAGCAACCUAAAAACGUUGUUGCUCAGUGAGUGGUGCGUUGUUCCUGACUUCAGUGGACUAAUUUACUUUCUCCAGCACUCACCAAUUAUGGAGAAGCUUACCCUUGAGAUUCUGUACUCCAUUAUGGGAGAUGUUGAAAUUGAUGAAAGCUAUAGACCAGCGAAACAUUUCAUGGCAUCGAAGCAUCUCAAGGUAGUAAAAAUCAGAUACAUAAAGGAAGACGAACUGAUUCGCCAUAUUUUAAAGAUCCUCUGUACCCAUGGAGUACCUCGUGAAAAAAUUGACAUCGAAGUGAACCAGCAUUUUGCAUAAGAAGACUGAUGCUGGUAGCAAGGGCAAUUCAGCUGGUCUGCAACUUCCUCGUUGUUCAGACUUUUAAAUCCCUGAUUUGUCAGAUACGAUGAGACCUGUGUCUUGUGUCUACUAGGACCGCUCAUUUCUAGUUAAGCAGAAGACCUGACCUGGUUCCUCUGCUGAAGACAUAUGUUUUGGUUAGACGUUUCAUGAACCCAUGUGGUUGAACUUAUGUAAUGUUGUACGGUGGUACCUGACUUAUUCUAUCUACAUGUCGAUGGUGGUGGAAGGAAGGGACUAUGUUUUUAUUAGGCUUAUCUUUGGGUUGAUUGAUUCACUUGGCACU
This is a messenger RNA of Lolium perenne, 1626 nucleotides long. RefSeq lists its product as uncharacterized. Lineage: Eukaryota; Viridiplantae; Streptophyta; Magnoliopsida; Poales; Poaceae. Gene Ontology annotation, molecular function: protein binding. The record is from RefSeq and is a predicted model, not a curated record.